UAUCCCCUUGAACGAAUGUUGAUAUUCGUUGAGGGAUUAUUUUGAAAGAUUACGAAGCUCGCUCUACUGCUCUCAUAAGCACCACCAUAAACACGAGCUAUGCCACCACCGGUUCCUGCACCACUUGCAACCUUUCACCAACCACUGCCUACCACCACAAUCUCACAGGACAAUGAAACACAACAAUGAAACACAGAAGAAGAAAGAAAGGGAUAGAUGAUUUCCGUGUGCAAGUUCGGUGUGGAGGUACAUUUCUUAUAGAAGGGACCAUCAGAUGUAAUUAAUGAAGUAAGUUAAUGUUUGGUGAAAAUUUACUGCAGAAGGGCAAAUUUGUCAUGGGGAUGUGCAGGAAGGGUGGUUGUGGAGGGAGCAAUUCUCUCUACAAUGCUGCUGCUGAUUGAAACACUGAUUGGGCCGCUGUUUAGGCAUGGCCGAAGCUGAGCGUUUUGAGCAAAACUUAAUGAAACGCUGCGUAGAAGUCCAAAGCUGAUGGGGUUUCUAUUUUGUGCAUCAUUUGUGCGAAAUCUGCUCGAAUCAUCUGGGGGCUUUCCUCCCAUCUCUCUCACUCAUAGUUAGGGUUCAUGAAGAAAAGAAGGAUGCGUCUAGGGUUCGUCAGCGCAGGAAGAAGAAGGAUCUUCGGCCCAAAAGGAAGCUGGCUCCGAAAGCUAAUCGGACCAGAAGGAUGAUCGGAAGCACAAGCUGGAAUUGGUUGAAGAAGCUCGAACGGUUAAAGAAUCUGUUAGAGUCAGUUGGAAUUGAUCGAGAAGCUUCCGAAUUAGUUGGAGUUGAUCGAGAAGCUUCCGAGUUAGUUGUAAUUUUUUCCCCUUUCCCCUAUUUUUUUUCAUUUUAUUUCUUUUUCUGUUUUAGACUUUCCGGGAAGUCUUGUAAUGAACACAGUAUGUGCAUUGGGUGACAGGCAUUGCACUUUUCAUAGAGGUAGAACUAUGUUCUUUUCACUAGAAGUCGGAGAUGAUCACAUUGGGUGACCGAUAUCUUUGAUUUCUGGUGCAGCAAGAGACUGAUUUGUCUACCAACAACAACCUUUUGGGAGUUGGCCAGAGAUGCAACAGAAGUUUGUGAAUAAAUACUUUCCAGCAACCAAAGCGGCCAACAUCAGAAGGGAAAUUACUUCCACUGGGCAGUUUCAAGAAGAGAGUCUGGCUGAAUACUGGGAAAGAUUCAGCAAUCUAUGCACAACAUGCCCCAACCACCAGAUUUCAGAGCCCAGGCUUCUGGUCUACUUUUAUGAGGACUUGCUUUACAAAGACAAGGUGUUGGUUGAUGCAGCAGCUGGAGGCUCUCUGCUGGACAAGACCCCAACAGAGGCAAGGAAGUUGCUGAGCAAGCUAUCUGGUGAGAAUCAUGAUGAGGUAGCUGAUGAGCCAAUAGUGCAGAAUUAAACAAAGAGGAAACUGCAGAAACAAAGGCAGUCCUGGUGGAGGCAGGAGACGAUGUCAAAGCUGCUCAAGGAACCUGGAACACACAGAAUCAGCAGCAAUUGCAUGAGGAGUCCUGGCUUCUGCAGCAAGGUGUUUGGAGAGUGCAGAACCAGCUGCCAGCCUUUGAUGGAGAGCUGUUAUUGCUGCAGCAGAGAGUUAGGAAGGAGACAAUGCACACCUUGGCUGGCCAUGGAGCAAAACAAAUACCAAUAAGCCAUUUCUUCACCCAUCCUUUCUUUUGUAGUAAUAGGUUUUUGUUAUUAACUUGCAUGAUAUAGGAAUUGUUACAAAUAGCAGAGUAGAAAAUACGUGGUUUUACAUAAAAAUAAAGAGAAUUAAUUUUGAUUUGUGGCCAAUCUGAAAAUGUUCUUUUUAGUUUUGUAGUUUUAGUUUUAAUUCUUGUUUUUGUUCUUGUUCAA
This is a messenger RNA of Vigna angularis (adzuki bean), 1858 nucleotides long. RefSeq lists its product as uncharacterized. The record is from RefSeq and is a predicted model, not a curated record. Bases 1062 to 1400 code for a protein of 112 amino acids. NCBI's taxonomy places the organism in Eukaryota, Viridiplantae, Streptophyta, Magnoliopsida, Fabales, Fabaceae. The transcript is spliced from 3 exons.